AUGUCAGCCAAGGAAGAUGGCAUCGCCAUGGUCAUUUUUGCUGCAGAACUGGCAGAGCUGAUGGCCGAGAUGCUUGGUCGGCGAGGAUCGCGCCUGUACACGACGGCCAUGGAGCCCCAUGCAGUUGACAGUUUCAGCGGCUCAGGAAGCUCGCGCGGAGAGCUUCCGCUGCCGUGCCCUGCCGUGCCGCAAAGACGCGGUUCCAGCGACACUUCCUCUGCUCAACGUCUGCAGCGACCGGUCGAAGCUGGUUUGCGCGUUGUGAACCCCAUGAGGGCGACUGGCGGCGAAAUUCCACGGGCGGUUGUGACGCGCCCUUCGAAUUAUUGA
This is a messenger RNA of Sphaerulina musiva SO2202, 330 nucleotides long. RefSeq lists its product as uncharacterized. The coding region runs from base 1 to 330 and encodes 109 amino acids. The transcript has 2 exons. The record is from RefSeq and is a predicted model, not a curated record. Lineage: Eukaryota; Fungi; Ascomycota; Dothideomycetes; Mycosphaerellales; Mycosphaerellaceae.